GUCAACCAAAAGAAGCAAGUCAACAAAAUAAUGAGAAGCUAAAUUUAAAAAAACGCGUUCUCCUCCGCCUUUAAUAUCUCCUCUGCUCGUCCCCGAAACCCAAACCACGAUGGCUUCGGUGCCGAACCAAACCAAGUUCCAUUUCACACAUCCAAACCACCCGUUGCUGUAUCACUCCGACAGCCACCAUGAUUACAUCUGCGACGGCUGCAAAACCCCCGGUUCCGGCAGCCGGUUCCGAUGCCAUUCCUGCAAUUUCGAUAUCCACGAAUACUGCGCCGAUUGCCCCGACAAACUCUCCUCAUUCAUCCACCACAACCACCACCUCACUCUGGUUCUCCGUAAGCCCAGCGGCGCUCGCCUGAACGAGCGAAUCUGCGACGUUUGUCGGGACCCAGUUGAGGGGCUGUUCUACCGGUGCAAAGACUGCGAUUUCGACGCCCACCCACUCUGCACCCAACUCCCCAAAGAGCUCCGCCAUGUGGUCGACAACAAACAUUCUUUGAAGCUCCAGAAGAUUCCGUACGGUAGCUGCUCUGUUUGCAAACAGGGCUGUUCUUCUCUUUGGGUGUACGGAUGCGAGAUCUGUAGAGUCAAUAUCCAUCUUGACUGCUUGAUUGGACCGGACGUAUCGCCGCCGAGUCAGACAACGUCUCGUGGGAUACGACCGCCGUGGACAGCCGGGCCGCCUCCGUUUCCUGGCGGCGUUCCGUGGAAUAGUGGGGGAUUUCCGUACGGUAAUUUUGGAAUGGGAGGGCAUAAUGGUGGUUAUGGCUACGCCGCCCCUUACAGCGUUCCCGAUUACCAUUUUAUGUACCCAAAUUAUGGAUUUGUGCACAGUAAUGUGAAUCAUCAGACGAGUGAAGCAGUGAAUGCAGCUCAGCCACCGCCGCCGUCGGCUAGUGGGGGAAAGCCUGGAAAGUCAAUGUUUGCUCUAGUGGGCAGACUGACAGUUGGCGUGAUGUCUAGUGUUAUUUUUGGGUUCCCUAUUGGGUUCUAGUCGGAUUUCGAUUAUUGUAACUGGAAAUUGAAAUGUCUUGCCUUUUCAUUGCAAUUCAAAUUCGAGC
Cucurbita maxima (winter squash) is the source of this 1067-nucleotide messenger RNA. RefSeq lists its product as uncharacterized. The record is from RefSeq and is a predicted model, not a curated record. NCBI's taxonomy places the organism in Eukaryota, Viridiplantae, Streptophyta, Magnoliopsida, Cucurbitales, Cucurbitaceae. The transcript has a single exon. Bases 110 to 1000 code for a protein of 296 amino acids.